GUGGGCCGCUGCUGGAGCAUCCCGCUGGCGGGCGUGGCUGCGAACCGCUACUUGGCGCGGGUGGUCGACUCCUCGGACUCCGAGGCGGCAGUGGUCGCCCUCGGCAUCGCGGACGGGCCGGGGGCCGCGGCGGUGGCCCCCGCCCAAGUGGCCGCCCUCGGCAGCGCGGGCGCGGCUGUGGCCCUUCGCAGCGGUCUCUUCCAGAGGCGGCCGCGCUCUGGCGCUGCCGCCCCCGAGGCAGCCGCCCCCCAGCGGCUCGCCCCGCACGGUUUGCAGGAGGCUUGGGGUGAGGACCCGGCGGGGCCCGUGCCCGCGCCCGCCGCCGCGCCCGCGCCUGCUCCCGCCGCAGCGGCGCGGGCCCGCCGGGGCGGGUCUGGCGCGGCCGCCCACGGAGCAGCCGCCCCCCAGCGGCUCGCCCCGCCGAGUGUGCAGGAGGCUUUGGGCGGGGGCCCGGCGGAGCCUGUGACUGCGCCCGCGGCCGCCCCCGCGCCAGCGCCCGCUGCCGUGGCGCGGGCCGGCCGGGGCAGGUACGGGGGCGGGCGCCAGGGCUUGCUCGCGGCCGCCCAGGCGCGGGCCGCCGCGGUGCGGGCUCGCCCGGGCGGCGGGUAUCGGGCUUGCUCGAUUUGCGGCUACGCCCGGUGGGUCCCGCUCUGGGGUAGCCGGCAGCUGAAGUGCCUGUCGGGCUUAAAGGGUCCGUGGCGCUGCCCCAACGCUGGGACUGGCCUGCGGCUGUCGUCUUGGCACCGCCAGCGCGCGGUCCAGGAGCGGGAGCGGGGCGCGAGCAGUCGCCAGGUCGUGGCGGGGGCGGCCGCGGUGCGCGCCCCGCCUGGCCCGGCGUUUUUCGAG
Molecule: messenger RNA, 846 nt
Organism: Prorocentrum cordatum
Lineage: Eukaryota; Dinophyceae; Prorocentrales; Prorocentraceae
Source: the annotation of a GenBank genome assembly